This is a messenger RNA of Phyllostomus hastatus (greater spear-nosed bat), 1422 nucleotides long. RefSeq lists its product as uncharacterized. Bases 1 to 1422 code for a protein of 473 amino acids. Lineage: Eukaryota; Metazoa; Chordata; Mammalia; Chiroptera; Phyllostomidae. The record is from RefSeq and is a predicted model, not a curated record. The transcript has 4 exons.
AUGAGCUCCCUGAACGAGGACGAGGGAUCUGUUUCCAGGGAGGGGUUGGAUCCAGAGAGCGGACAGAGGGCCGGCGCAGUAGGCUUUGCUUUGGAGUUGCCGCAGAACAGAGAAGGCGAGGUUGAGCACCAGGGCCAGGGUGAGGGCGAGGGCCAGUUCCCAGAUUCUGAGGGCUUCGUGGGCGACCAGCAUGUGAUGGAAGUGGCAGAGCAGGUGGCCCAGGGCUGGGAAGGCAGAAGUGGUUCCCCGGCCGACUCUGAGGGCGCCACUUGGGCCUUAUUUGGCAAUACGGUUGCAAUGCCCCUCCCGCAGCGGCUGCCCACCCGAGCUGGCUGGGGUUCCCGCAGAAGCCUGUUCCCAGAGAGCAGGGACAGAGAGGUGUCCACUGUGUGGUUGGAGCCAGAGCCAGGUCCCAGGGGUAGAGGCACGAGGGCCCAUGGCUGGCUGGGAUCGCAGAUAUCCCCGGGCGUCUCGUUCCACUUCAGGGGGCCUGAAGGAGACUGCGUCUGGGGAAGCCCUAAGCAAGGGGUGAGGUAUAGGUCCAAAGCCAGUGUGGGUCGCCAGCGUGCCUUCGAGGAAGGCCUGGAGAGCUUGCCGUGGUCUGACUCUGAUUCGUCCGAUGAGUUCAGUGAGAUGCAGCUCACAGGGGGGAGUAUUCGUCAGAAAGGAGGGGGCUGGGCCAAACUCGAAAGCCUCAGUGACACACGCAGUCCCUGGAGCAGCUCUGCCAGGGAGAAGUUCCUUCCCUUGCCAGGUCCUUGCCUGUCCUUUGCGCCUCAAACACUGUCUUCGGGCGAGGCAGGGCAGGCUGUUAGGGACCCGGAAGUGUCCUCUGAGGAACCACACAGUGUCCCCUGGGGAGAGGCUGGGAGUGGGCCCAGCUACCUGCCCUUAGUGGCUGCUGCAGGUGAGCUGCCCAAGGCCACUCCUAGAGGGAACGUGGCCCAGGAGGUGACAGCCCUGGAGAGGGCCACCAAAGUUGUCCUCGAAGGUUUCUGUCAUAUGCCGGGCCAGAGAGGUUCAGGAGCUCCCCAGGAUCCAGCCACCUCCUCUUGGAUUGGUGGUGUUCCGCUGUUUGGGACGGGCAAUAGUCAUGCCUUGGCCCCUAUUGGAACCAAAGAGUCCAAGCCCACUGGCGCUGGGCAGGAGUCUGUGGCCCAGAGGAACAGUGGGUCCGAGCCAGUGGUGGGAGAAGGAGACGCUGAGGAGCCGGGCAGAGAACCGUUCCCAGAGAGCGAAGUGACCUGGAACCUCCUGAGGAACUCCCAAGACCUGAAAGGCUGCAGCAGCCAGAGCAACCACCUGGAGCAGAGGCUUGUCCUCAGCGGCCAUGCAGUCCCUGAUCGAGAAGCUCCUGGGACAUUGAUGUGGAACCUAGCACCUUCCGGCAAGAACAGCAGUUGGUACCGUUGUACCCCUUGA